UGCUGCUGCUUCAAAUUGACUGAAGUAUGAGAAGCGGCGACACACAAUGGAGCUGAGCGAGGGACGAACACAGUGAGCGCAGACUUUAUCUGUGUGUUGUCUCACAUUCGCACACGUCUUUAGUGUGCUGCUGUGGAGACGCAGCCAAACUACUACUACGAGUUUUUGUUUUUGUUUUCUUUCCCUUUCUUUUUUCGACACUUUCUGCUACUUUUGGACUCCGAGUUGCAUCAAGUACGAGGUCACCAUGCCUCCCACCACUCCGUAUGCAGGGAAGUUCAGCACCUGCGUGCCCUACAGCAACAACAACAACCAUCCUCAGCCUCACAGUCCGUAUCGCAGCGGCACCGCCCCCAAGCCCUCGAAGGAGAACAACAUCUACAACGGCGGCUACUCUGCCGCAGAGAACCCCUACGACAUCCCGCAGCCCCACUGCUCCUACCGCAGCUCCUCCGUCUCCUCCGUGGCGACGAAGGAGCACCACCACUACAACAACAACAACGGCAGCUGUUCGGAGAACCCCUACGCGUCCUCGCCGCAGCCGCGCAGCCCUCAGCAGCACAGCAGUUCGUGUCCGGGCCGCGCGCACCGCCACACCUCCUCCACCACCACCACCACCAGCAGCAGCAGUGGCAGCGGCAGCGAGCAGUCCUGUCGGAACAACUCCGCCCCGGGCAAAACUCGGUUUUACGGACAUGGCAUCACGGCAAGCUACGGGGAGAUGUGUUACCAUGACAACAGUUUGGUUUCAGCGUCCCUUGAGGCUCUGAUCCAGCACCUGGUUCCCACAGUGGACUACUACCCUGAUAGGUCGUAUGUUUUCACCUUCCUGCUGAGCUCACGCCUCUUCCUGCACCCGUACGAGCUCAUGACGAGGGUUUGUCACCUGUGUGUGGAGCAGCAGCGCUCCGGAGACGCCCUGCUGGAUAAGAUCCGUUUCCGCGAGGUGGCGCCGAAGCUGGUUCAGCUGCUGACUGAAUGGACGGAGACGUUCCCGUACGAUUUCAGGGACGAGAGGAUGAUGCGCUGCCUCAAGGACAUGACGCACCACGUGGCCCGAGGUGACGAGUACUCGUGGCGAGCCAUGCAGCAGAUGACCCAGCGCCUGAUCAAGCGUCUGUCGGCGCUCGGCCAGUACGAGGAGGCCGUGGCGGCGCUGAACGCCGUGGCCGCCGAGCGUCCCGCCGCCCUGAAGAGCAAACAGGCGUCGGGCCAGCGGAGCGACAUACUGAGCGUGUGCGACGACCCCUUCGUCCUCGCUCAGCAGCUCACACACAUCGAGCUGGACAGACUGAGUUUCAUUGGCCCCGAAGAGUUCAUCCAAACGUUCGCGAUGAAGGAUCCUCUAGAGAACCAUAAGGGUUUCUUCCGGAAGCGUAAGACCAGUAACCUGGAGGCCUACGUCAACUGGUUCAACAGACUCAGUUUCCUGGUGGCCACUGAGAUCUGCAUGCCCGUGAAGAAGAAACACAGGGCGCGGAUCAUCGAGUUCUUCAUCGACGUGGCUCAGGAGUGUUUCAACAUCGGCAACUUCAACUCCCUCAUGGCCAUCAUCACUGGGAUGAACAUGAGUCCGAUUGCCAGACUGAAGAAAACCUGGAGUAAAGUCAACACGGACAAGUUUGAAAUCCUGGAGCAUCAGAUGGACCCGUCCAGUAACUUCAGCAACUACCGUACGGCUCUCCGCGGCGCCACCCAGAGGUCUGAGACGGCUCACAGCAGCCAGGAGAAGAUUGUGAUUCCGUUCUUCAGCCUCCUGAUUAAAGACAUUUAUUUCCUGAAUGAAGGCUGUUCCAGCAGACUGGCAAACGGACACAUCAACUUUGAGAAACUGUGGGAGUUGGCAAAGCAGGUGAGCGAGUUCCUGGUCUGGCGUCAGGUGGUUUGUCCGUUCGACAGAGACCGACGGAUCCUCCAGUACCUCGUCACCACGCCGGUCUACACUGAAGACGAGCUGCACCUGGCCUCGUAUGAGAGCGAAGGGCCGGAGAACAACAUGGAGAAAGACAGUCGCAGGUCUCUCAGAUCGUCGCUGCUUCAUCGCGAGAACCGGUCGUAACUGUGAAACCAGUGACACCGUUUAUGACACUAUAAAACAUUCCUUAAAGCUACAUCAUCUUAUGUACAGAAGAGGACAUGCAGCUGGGACCACAGAUGACCAAGAGACCAUCAUCUGGGCUUUGACAAACACGAGGAGCACAGCUUUAAAGUGUUUGAUGAAAGCUGCUGCAGUUGUGUGUUAUCACAGCCGACUAUCAUGUGCGUCCUCGUGGCCUGAAAACGUUGUUGAAUUGCGAUGAUUCCCAUGAGGAGCUUCACAUUCCUGGUGUGGAUUACAAACUGUGUGCUUCUUCUUCUUCCUCCUCCUCAACUGCUCAAUCUGAGGCACUUAACUCGACAUUAGAAGACUCCGGAGGGCGCUCAGACGUGUAUGGAUUUCGUUUUAGAUCCUCCAGUGGAUGGACCUCCAUCAUGGCAGCAGCAUGGGAGGGGGGGGAUGCUCUUCUCCUUUUAACCCUCAUUGGUUUACUGGACAACAUUAGCACUGCUUUGUUCUUUUUUCCUGGCAGUCAGAAACCAGAGAGGCGAGGCGAGCUGUAUCAUCAAUAACAGGCCCUCAACAGCUGCUUUUUAAGACACGUUGCUGCUGCUGCUGCUGCUGCUGCUGCUUCUGCUUGUCGUCAAAUUAUUCUUUUGCUAUUUCGCUGCAACUCGACUCAUCGAUUACGUCAGCCGCAUAUUUUUCUCAGUUUUGGUUGUUAGCAUUUCGUGCGAUGUGGGCAAUCGCUGGCGAAUUUGCGACGCGACUUUUGUGAUGAUCAUGCAGCGGAAAUCAAAUGCACUUGAGUGAGCGUGCGAGCGAGCGUGGCGCUGUGCGUGUUGUAUUAUAGGUUUUUAUUGACUCCUAUUUUGAGGCGUCACUCUUUACAGUAUUAAGUUGUAUUUUGUAUCAGAAGGCUUAAAAACAAAACAAGUGUUUCCUUUUCCUGUACGCUCUUUCUCUGAUGCGUCACCGUGAGCUUGUUGCUGGUUGGCUGGCUCUGUGUUGGUAAGCUAUUUUUCGUUAACACACCAGUUCUUGUAUGAAAUGAAAUGAAAUGAAAUGAAAUGAAAAAGUGUUUGGGUUUUGAUUGACACAUUGAUGCCAUUUGAACUCUGAGUGGAAGUGAUGCUACAUUUUUAUGUGUUCAUGUAUUUUAUAUUUGUGUUUCUCAUGUAUGCUUUAUUUUUUAUUGUGUAUCAUUUGUGUCAUCGCCGGUCAGGGUACUUGUACUGACUUUGGUCUUUGUGAAAAAAGAGGAUUGUUAUAUAUUUUUCUUUCAAAUAAACAAAAUUGCUGCA
Molecule: messenger RNA, 3342 nt
Organism: Solea solea (common sole)
Lineage: Eukaryota; Metazoa; Chordata; Actinopteri; Pleuronectiformes; Soleidae
Product: ras-GEF domain-containing family member 1B-B-like
Exons: 14
Coding region: 248-2059 (603 amino acids)
Biological process (GO): Ras protein signal transduction; positive regulation of GTPase activity
Cellular component (GO): plasma membrane
Molecular function (GO): guanyl-nucleotide exchange factor activity
Source: RefSeq, a predicted model, not a curated record